AUGGAGUUGUCUAAUGUAGUACAUAUUCUGCAAAUUUUGCUGAUGGGACUUGUGAUUGCUACACCUGGUAAGCCUUUUUGCCAAAGAACAUGUGGAAAUGUUACCAUACCUUACCCGUUUGGCACAGAAGAGGGCUGCUACAUGGACCGGUCCUACUACAUAGAAUGUAACUCGACAACACAAAUUCCCCGGUUACACCAGAGCUCCAGCUUGGUGUUUCCUUAUGGAGUACCGAUUAAUCUACAAGUUUUAGAGAUAAAAAUAGAGGGCCAGCUUAGAGUUAGUCUCCCAAUUGCGCAUACUUGCUUCAACAGUAGCGGGAAGAUAGUUUCUGGCGUUGUUGUAUUAGUUCAAAUGCCCAGGUUUCCCUUCUCAAGCACACUCAACUGGUUCACCGGAGUAGGCUGUGGCAUUCGAGCCCGUCUUGAGCUUGCAGUCCCAGCUAUGGACAUGAAUUGCCCAACAAAGUGUCCCGAUUUUCUAUAUUUCCAAAACGGGACAUGCUUAGGCCAUGGAUGCUGCCGAACCACCAUUCCUCAAGGCAUGACAUAUUCCUCAUAUUUUGCCAUUGCCUCAAUAGGCCACCAAUUGGGGUAUUUUAAGUGUGGUUAUGCUUUCAUUGUGGAGAAAGAUAAGUAUUACUUUGACAAAAUUGAUCUCCGCAAUAUGAGACGCAACUUGUCUUUCCCAGUGGUGCUUGACUGGUCUGUCGGGGUUACAAAUUGUGAAGAAGCUAGAAAGAACAACGUAAAUUACAUGUGCCAAGAAAAUAGUGUAUGCUAUGAUCACGGGGAAGGUGGUCUGAAUGGAUAUCGCUGCAAAUGCUAUGAUGGAUAUGAGGGAAACCCAUACAUGGUCAAUGGAUGUAAAGAUAUCAAUGAGUGUGCAUCUGCGAAACUCAAUGAUUGUAUGCGUGGACAUUGUGAGAACACGAAUGGGAGUUAUACUUGUGUUUGCCCAAAGGGUUACCAAGGUAAUGCCAAACUAGGUGGAAAGUGCAUGUCUAUCGAACAGAAAGAAAAUAGGUCAGUUAUUGAAGGUAUCAGUGAAGGUGUUGGAGGCGCAGCUGUAGCAAUGAUUUUUGCGUACUGGGGACUCAAGCAGAGGAAACUAAUAAAGGUUAGAAAGGACUUCUUCAAGCAAAAUGGUGGUAUCAUGUUACAGAAAACGUUAUUUACAUGUAAAGAUCCUGUCAACCAAGCAAAAAUUUUCACAGAAGCGGAGCUAAAGAAAGCAACAGACAACUUUAAUGACACCAACAUCAUUGGCCAAGGGGGUUAUGGAACUGUUUUUAAAGGAAUCUUAGCAAACAAGACAUUGAUUGCCAUCAAGAAGUCUAAAGUAAUUGACCAAAGCCAAAUCAAGCAGUUUGUAAAUGAGGUGAUCAUCCUAUCACAAAUCAAUCAUCAAAACAUUGUAAAACUCCUUGGAUGUUGCCUAGAGACACCUGUUCCAUUGCUUGUGUAUGAAUACAUAACCAAUAACACCUUAGGCUACCACAUACAUACACAUGCUAUGCUGACAUUUGGAAAACGGCUAAAGAUAGCUGCAGAAACUGCCGAAGCUCUUGCUUAUAUGCACUCAACCACCCAAAUUAUCCAUAGAGAUGUCAAGCCAUCAAAUAUACUAUUGAAUGAUGAGUUCACAGCCAAAGUUUCUGACUUUGGGAUUUCAAGAUUUGUCCCUCUUGGUGAAACUCAUCUAUCAACAAUUGUAAAAGGAACAAUAGGGUAUAUGGACCCUGAGUACUUUCGUACAUGCAAAUUAACUGAAAAGAGUGAUGUUUAUAGUUUUGGAGUUGUUCUCAUUGAGCUACUUACCAGAACAAAGAUUCAUUCUCUAGAGAUAUCGCUAAGGUUUUAUAAGGGUGCAGCAGCAUAUCUUGCAUCACUAAUGGAACGUGAUGUUUUGGUUCAAGUUCUUGAUGAUCAAUUACAGAGAGAAGAGUAUGCUGAGGUGGUGAAAUGUGUCGCUAAGAUUGCAAUUACCUGUCUUGACCUUGAAGGGAAAACAAGGCCUACGAUGAAAGAAGUAAAACAAGAGCUCGAGAAACUAAGAUGCGUUUUGUCAUCAAUCGAAGCUGAAAGCCUUUAG
Lactuca virosa is the source of this 2094-nucleotide messenger RNA. NCBI's taxonomy places the organism in Eukaryota, Viridiplantae, Streptophyta, Magnoliopsida, Asterales, Asteraceae. The record is from the annotation of a GenBank genome assembly.